Molecule: messenger RNA, 2576 nt
Organism: Haliotis rufescens (red abalone)
Lineage: Eukaryota; Metazoa; Mollusca; Gastropoda; Lepetellida; Haliotidae
Product: putative nuclease HARBI1
Exons: 4
Coding region: 653-1687 (344 amino acids)
Source: RefSeq, a predicted model, not a curated record
UGGCUAGCAGAGUCAGUUAGGGACACAAUGUUGUUAAGAUCCUAUUCUUUACUCCAAUAUUAUCCUCUUUGUUUGAAGAUCUGAGGACGUCUUCGGAGGUCGCAUCAGAAACUUUCUAAUCAUCCAAACAGCAUCAAGGCUUCUAAUUUCUCGGUACAACUAAGCGAGGCAUUCAGACAAGCACAUCUGAUUUCUGCUUCUCGUUCAUCAGAAACAUAUAAUCAGGUAGUUCUGAAUGCAAAAUAUCAAAGCGGGUCUAAUAAUGUGGAUAUUAUAUAAAUCACCGUGGCAUCUACACCAAAGAGGAGUACUAUCGUGGGUGUAUUUGUGUUCUGUAUGCUGAGGAUUAUAGAAUCAGGGUGGUUAAAGAAAAGAAGCUGAAUCAUUUUAUGAAGCUAGCAUCUAACUGGCCCAAGAACCCACACAGCAUUUAUUUAGAUGAGGUAGUCACAGAUGAUCAGGCCCCGAUUUCUCGAAACAAACUUUAGUUCAAAAACACACUUAAGUCUGAGUUUUUACUCAAAUCUGAGAAAACUCAGCAAAAUUCAUUUCUCAAACCAAACUGAGUUCAAUUUUCGACUCAAACUGAGUUCGAAACCACAUAAAACUUAAGUAAGCCUACAUGGUAACUUAAGUUUUUAUUCGGACAAAAAUGGCGAUUGCUAAAAGACGUAAGCGGAGAUUGAGAAGGAGACAGGUUAUUUCCAGGCGGCUUACCGAUCGUGAAAACCCACUGGAAUACAUGUCGGACGAUGAUUUGUUCCUUAGAUUUAGGUUUCGGGCGGAAACGAUUCUUUACAUCGUGUCACUCGUGUCCAACAGACUGCAAAGACCAACUCAACGUAACAGCCCCCUUCCACCCUUAACACAGGUACUUGUUACGCUAAGAUUCCUUGCUACGGGAGGCUUUUAUUCCCUCAUUUCUGACUCCUUCUCGGCAAUAUCUGCACCAUCGGUCUUCCGGUCUGUCCGAGAUGUUUGCACCAGUCUAUGUUCAGCUGCUUACCAGUUUGUGAGGAUGCCGACAGGAUCAGACGCAGACACCACAAAACAGAAGUUUCACAAAAUCGCAGGAUUUCCAAAUGUGCUAGGAUGUGUAGAUGGCACAUUUGUAAGAAUCAUAGGCCCAAAGGUGAAUGAAGGUGACUACCUGAAUCGUAAAGGCUAUCAUUCGAUGAAUGUUCAGAUGAUCUGUGAUGCAGAAUACAGAUGUAUCAACUGUGUAGCAAAAUGGCCAGGAAGUGUACAUGACAGCAGGAUAUUCAGGGACAGCAGAAUCAGUGUUGCGUUUGAAAAUGGCACAUACAAAGUUUUUUUGUUAGGGGAUUCAGCCUACCCCUGCAAAACCUACCUGAUGACACCAUUCCUCUCUCCAGCAUCUAGAAGUCAAGAAAAAUAUAACUGCUGCCAUGUCCGAACCAGAGUUUUAAUAGAACAAAGCUUUGGCAUCUUAAAGCGGCGAUUUUCUUGUUUACAUAGUGGCCUUAGAACAUCACCAGAGAGGGCCUGUCAAAUUAUCACAGCAUGUGUAGUACUUCACAACAUAGGAAUUGAUAGGAAAGACAUAAUUAAUUUGCAUCAUGAACCCUCUGAUGGAAUGGAAAAUGCCAAUGUCAAUGUCAACAUUGCUAAUGACUCGAGUGGUGUUAAUGUCAGAAAUUAUAUAUGCGAGUCAUUCUUUUCAUAAAUCUAUUUGAUGUAUGGAAGGUAAGAUUUAGUCUCCAUACCUGAUGCUUGUUUUAAUGAAUGACUAAAAUGUUCAUUCUGUAAGCAGAUACAUCUUAUGAACUGAGGUGUGAAUUUGAUGCAUGAAUAAAUAUGUGCAUCAUAUGUGAUUAUAUAUACAUGUGUAAUUGUGUACCAAAAUGUUUGAUUUGUGUAAGAGGAUGUGUGCAUUAUUAAGUGUCCAGUUGAUGUGGUAUAAACCAACUGUUUCCACUGAAUUUUAUCUGUAUAGAUGCAUCUGUAGUAAUGAAAGAUAAGAACAUUUUUGCAUGACUAAAAUGGUCAACAUUUAUUGAAAGAAUACCUCCAAUAGUUUGGCAUAUUUCAUGUGAAUGGACAGACAGACAGCACACAUUCAUCUGUCCCCCUUCCACUUCAUAGCAGGGGAUAGUAAAUAAAUCCACAAUAGUAUUUCAAGUUCAACAUUUAUUAACAGUAAAACAUUAAUAAAAAUCAGAUUAUCUCCCUUAUCAAUGUUAUCAAUGUUAUCCAUAUUACAUCCAUUCCAAUAAAUUGAUCAAAUUGUUUUGGGGGCCAAACCAAAUAUAUGAGUUCAGUUGAAAAGAUUAGGUUACAUGUAAUGCUAUUGAACUCAAGGAUCAGGAAUAUACCUGCUCAUCAUCACACAGGUUUUCAUUUCCCUUAAAGUAAGAGUUCAUUGAAGGAAAUUGGCAAAAGUAGAGUUGAAAACAGGCUUACAUUCAGUAACACAAAUUUAGGGCAAACAAUGAAAAACUAGCUUGCCAAUAUUUACUCAGUUUCUUCUCAUAUCUUCAUUAUCUAAUAAGAACAUUUCCCUUGUUGUGUGGUUAUUUCUUCCUCACAAACGUUACUUUUUUUCCCGCUUGUAC